Triplophysa rosa is the source of this 1004-nucleotide messenger RNA. It is a transcript of the gene atp5mc3a, whose product is annotated as ATP synthase membrane subunit c locus 3a. The transcript is spliced from 5 exons. Gene Ontology annotation, molecular function: proton transmembrane transporter activity. The coding region runs from base 151 to 570 and encodes 139 amino acids. Gene Ontology annotation, biological process: proton motive force-driven ATP synthesis; proton transmembrane transport. The record is from RefSeq and is a predicted model, not a curated record. NCBI's taxonomy places the organism in Eukaryota, Metazoa, Chordata, Actinopteri, Cypriniformes, Nemacheilidae.
UGUGCGCAGGCGCAGCUUUAUUAGUGGUACGACCUCUGCCUUCGGUGAGUGGAACAGGGGCGUUAGAUUUACGUUCAACAGCUAAAUUUGCCUUCAUCCACUUCAUCGGUUUUGAAAUCCCGAGCCGCUCAAAAUUAGCCAAACCUCAAAAUGUUCACCUGUGCGAAGUUCGUGUCCACACCCGCCCUGGUGCGUGCAAGCUCCCGAGCCCUCUAUAGGCCAGUUUCUGCUGCUGUACUGUCCAGACCAGAGGUCAAACCAGAGGUCAGUGCUGCUGUCCUGCCUCAGUUGCCCUUCACACAGGUGGUCCUCAGAAACUUCCAGACCAGUGCCGUGAGCCGUGACAUUGACACGGCUGCUAAAUUCAUCGGAGCAGGAGCUGCCACUGUGGGAGUGGCUGGAUCCGGUGCUGGAAUUGGAACAGUGUUUGGAAGCCUUAUCAUUGGAUAUGCCAGGAACCCGUCUCUAAAGCAGCAGCUCUUCUCAUAUGCCAUCCUGGGCUUUGCUCUGUCUGAAGCUAUGGGGCUCUUCUGUUUGAUGGUUGCUUUCUUGAUCCUGUUCGCCAUGUAAAAAUCUGCUAGUCGUGUAACGCUUGUAGUACAGUCAGGACUACAUAUUUUGCUGUUUCUACCAAAAUGUCUGCUGUUGGUCUCCGUGGGAGAUAAAAAUGUACAAUAUGUACACUCAGUGAAAAAUCAUCUAACAAUUAUAAGUUGUUUAACUGUUUAAACCUUAAAUCGUGUUUAAACCCAUUGUAUGAAAGAGGCAACAGCGCCAGUGGUGCUACUGAAACCAACACUAUGGAAUGAAGAUCUUUAGCACUUCUCUGUACAUCAGGAUUGGGGAAAUUUAGUGCCGUGUGUGUAGACUUUAUGGGUCCACUCAGAUGUUUUCAGAGGUAAAACUGCUGGUCGACAGUAUGACUGUAAAUUUAUUCCAAUUGGUUGAAGUUGAUUUUGUAAAUUGCAUUGAAUAAAUUUAGACCCCAGUUUACCGUAAGACAA